This is a messenger RNA of Closterium sp. NIES-67, 2842 nucleotides long. Lineage: Eukaryota; Viridiplantae; Streptophyta; Zygnematophyceae; Desmidiales; Closteriaceae. The record is from the annotation of a GenBank genome assembly.
GAACAGCAGACCAGCCAGACCUAGAUAUUGCCGAGCCGUGCUCCAGAAACGCGCCCGAUCAUAGAUUUCGCCGUGUCCGAGAGAAAAGCCUAGAUAACGCCGUAAAUGGGGAAGAGCCUCGAUCAAGUCCCAUGAACAAUCCGAGCAUCGAUAAUUUCGGCCAAGUGCCACGUCUUUUCUGGCAGGAAAAUAACUAAGAGAGCUCCGUUGGUCACGGCAAAAGGGGCUCUUGAAAGCCGUCCAUCUCGCGCAAUUCCGCCGCGUCCUGCGGUUUAGCCAGGUCGAGUUUCCAGUCACGGCGUUAUGAUAAACGUGUAUGUGGUAGCCUGCUGGUUGCACGGGCUACGCGUUAUUCUUCUUUCGGACUACUCUUUAAUCUCCUGUCGCUGCCUCGCUUGUUCCCAUCGGUCAUCGUCUCACACCUUCACGCCACGCCUAAUCCUGUCACACACGUCUCUCUAGCUUAGUCGAUUAAUCUCCUCUCCGCAAUGAACGGACGGUCUUACCGGACGGGUAUACGCGCAGUCGUCUUCCUCCUCCUGCUCUCGUGCCGCGUGCCAGCGUCUCAUGCGUCCACAGCCGGCCUUAUCUGCGGGCGGAAUGACGACUACCUCGGCCAAUCCCUCCCUCGCUCUUUCUUCGAGACCCACGCUGAUGUGGAGCCAACGGGCGCCACGUCAGCUCCAGCGCAGGAGCAGCCACUUAGGAGAGUACGACAUCGCGGGAUUCGAACCCUGCUCUCCAUGCAACACGCUACACCAAGCAGCAGUUGCCGCAGCGGUCCGUUCUGAGGCGAGUGGGGGAGGGAGCGAUGCACUACGAGCUGGAAAACGUGUGCAUCCAUGCGCGGUUUCAAGGGAGGGGGUGACAUUGCACCGAGUAGAGGGUAUGGAGGGCGAUGGCUUGCCCCUAUGCAACGAGGCAGGUUGCUACACCUUUCCAGUCACACGCACCAAUGACAGGCUGCCAGGUGGCAAGCGGGGCCACAACGGAUGGAUAGAGGACGCGACAGCUGUCAUUCUCCCGCUCACGGCCGGCAAUCCUUGGCAUUUUCUGCAUCACCUUGUCCCUCUGUCGCAUCUCCUCUCGUCCCAGCGCCACACCAUGCGCAACGACACGGCACAUCUCUUCCCGUGCCUUGCGAGGGGGGCCGAAGACAUGCUCGCUCACCCCUCCCACAUGAAUGGGGAGGGCAUAAAUCAUGGGGAGGGGAUACAGGAAGAUGGUUCUUCUGCAAAAGAGACCGCACAUGACAUGCUCUCUCACCCUUCUGCACAUGACAUGCAUAGUGGUGGCAGUCAUCAUACCCACGACACCCAUGCCCAUGCCCACACAACUCCGCAAUUUACUGUGCCACCCAGUGAUUACUUCUCGCCACGCCACUUCCCCUGGUGGCCACUGCUCGCUGCUGCCGCCCCUCCAGAUAUGACCGUCUAUCAGGGGACAAAAGGUGAAUCAAAUCGAGAACAUCCCCCGCGAUUUAAUAAGAAUCAAAUCUCGCCGCCGCCUCACCUCCCAGCAUCACACUGACAGGGGCACACUGAUGACAGUGGCACAAGUAGCAGCAGCAGCAGCCAACCGCUCCUCCCCCUUCCUCUGCUACCGGCACGCCUUCCUCGGUCUGCCCCCGGCCUUCUCCCCUGGGAGCUUGCUGCAGAGGAGGCCGCCCCUGCUUCCACGAGAGGCGUUUCGUGAGUUCAGAAGGCGGGCUCUGGAGCUGGCUGGAGUGACAGAGACCAGGCCCCACUCUCCCAGUGUGCAAAAGCCACAGUCAGCCACUCAACCUGCUCCUCCAGAAUCCUCCACCACCCUUGGAUCAGCUGGCGUCUUUCAACCAGAACCGUUGGAUCUCCCGCCCUCAUCCUCUUCAUCGUCAUUUCAUCCGCCCGUCACUCGCCCUCUCAUGGGCAUCAUUGCUCGGGAUAAGACACGCCGCCUCUGCCACCUGCCAGAUCUGGUAAGGGCAGCGGAAUCAGUGGGGUUUGAGGUGCAAGUGCUGCGGUUUGAGCUGUGGGACGUGUGGCAGCAGAUUCGAGAGGCACACCGGCUGGACGUGCUGGCAGGCAGCCAUGGUGCGGGCAUGAGUAACCUCGUCUGGUUACCACGCGGAGCCCAGGUGCUAGAGAUCUUCCCAGCGCGCCCCUCCGCCCUGCUCCUCCCCGGUCGCACCCUCAACCCUGCCUCUGACUACGGCCGCUGGGCCCUCGUGUGCAACGUCUCGCAUGUCGUCGCGCUACAGUGCCCGUUACAGGAUGAACAGUGCCAGGUGGGGGAGCAGGUGGGGGAGAAGGUGGGGGAGCAGGUGGGGGAGCAGGUGAGGGAGCAGGUGGAAGCAACAGAGGCUGAGGAGGAGUUUGAGGCAGCUGUGAUUUCAACGGGCACCUUCAGGGAAAAGGAGCAAUCUGAUCGCUUUAGGCGAUUGGGCGGCAGAAGCCGAAGCAGCAGCCGCAGCCGCAAGGCUGGAGGGCCGACAGGACUGUAUAUUGACCUCGGGUUGUACGCUGCGCCUUUUGCCAGUGAUACUGACAGUGCCGCUGGUGAUAUGGAUGAAAUGCAGGUGGCUGAUAGUGUUAGCAUAUACACGAGUGCUCUCUCCCUUGCCCCGCCUGGUAACCUCCCUCCUGCAACUCCUGGUUUCCGGCGUCUAGAUCUUUUGGUUGGCCCUAGGUCGUUUCAAACGCUGGCACUUCAAGCCAUUAGACGAUUGGAAAGAACGCAACCUGAGGUUACGUGAAAAAGUAUUUUGUUGGCAUGUUAUAGCGAAAACAGCUCAACUCCCAACGUACCACAAUUUUACUGAAUGCUUGACAGACAAGACGUCGAUUGAUGGACUAUUCAAUAA